This is a messenger RNA of Ectocarpus sp. CCAP 1310/34, 6903 nucleotides long. The record is from the annotation of a GenBank genome assembly. NCBI's taxonomy places the organism in Eukaryota, Phaeophyceae, Ectocarpales, Ectocarpaceae.
CUACACGUCACCAUCGCCGCCAACGUCCAGUGAAACAUCGUCUGGGAGAGGUAUAAAAGCCCUAUUGGUGGCGGUCUGUGCAAAGGAAGGAGGAGAGGGAGAAGAGACUGCGGCGGCUUUUGUGUGUGGUCCUUUGUGUGUGCGUGCCUUUCGAGGACAGAGAAGCUCUUCAACAGCAGCAGCAGCACCGCAGGAGCAUUUCCUUGCGUUCGUUUUUGCAUUUUUGGUUCCGGAGGGCGCAGGGCAGGGGCAGCAGAAGCACACACCUUCUGGCCCUGAAGUGACGGAGCCGAUUUCACCAAAAGCGCUGGACAGGGCGUCGCAUGGUUGUUACGCGUGUGAGGCAGCGAGGGGGGGCACUUUGUCAGGGAUCGGGUGGGUAUCAAAAGCCUGCAUGAUGUCCGGGGGUGUGGGGGCAAGGGGGGCGUGUAUGGCUCGCGCCACCGCUAUGCGCCGCUAAGGUACCACGGGGGAGGGGCCUAAACUACGUCAUACAGAGAGCAGUCACAUCCAUUCNGGGGGGGGGGGAAGGGGGGGCGUGUAUGGCUCGCGCCACCGCUAUGCGCCGCUAAGGUACCACGGGGGAGGGGCCUAAACUACGUCAUACAGAGAGCAGUCACAUCCAUUCGCGAAGGCGGGUGGGCAGCAGCAAGCAGCAGCCGGCACUCUGCCUCUGUGUGCGGUUCAGGGCAAGACGGGCGCGUUCCGAAGUGCAUCGGUGGUCAAGCUUUAUCUCAAGCUCCAGCACGCCGGUGUGUAGUGCUGCGGCGGUAAAAAAGGAGGGAGGGAACCAACAGGCAGCCUUCGAGAAGCAGUGUGGGAUUCGAUCUGCGAGUGACAGUUCCUGCAUAUACAACACGUCGCCGGCCAUAAGGGACUUGAGUUGGUUGGAACCGGCACAGCGAAGGAGGGAUCUGUGCAUUGUAGCGGAGCGGGGAGUCGCACUACCACCGGAUAGCAGAGCAAGGGUGGAAAACUGCUGCCGGGCGGAGGAGUUGCGCGGAAGCGCCUUAGUGUGAUACGUAUCUAACAGCAGAGGGACUAACUGUCUACUCCCGGGCAAGGAGGCUCCCUGCACAAAGCCAACGCGAAGACAAGGAAAGCAAGGGUUUCGGAGAUUGCGGAGAACGGUUGACUGGGUAGAGAAGGGGGCGGGGCGCGCGUGCGGCAGCAGAGCCCCCGGCGCCCGCGGAUAGGGUUGCGUGUUUUGGUUUGAAACGAGAGGCCCGCCGUGUGGCGGUAUUCCCGACGGGUCUAUUCUUGUGUGGUUAUUUGUUAUUCCCGGGGGGGGGGGUUAGGUCUGCCCUGAUCGAUUUUUCGGCCCUCUGUUUAUCUAGGAAGUAUUUUGUAGUGUCCUUCGUUUUGGUAACGAGGAUAGUCGACUCGUUUCCGGGCUCACUCGUUGGCUUGCUCCUUCAGAUCGUGUUCUGAUUGGCCCCGCCAGUUGGACGGUUCCCGGGAGGAAGAGUAGAGCACAAUUAUAUCGUACACGCCUGGGUCAGAGCUUUUUGCAAGAGCACUGCGGUUGCUUUUUUGUCAAUUCACGGUUAUAUCCAGCCAUACCGUUUGCAAGAACGAUCGCACCGGACGCUUUGUUGACACGGGAGAUCUGGGAAGUGAUUUGCGCGGCGUUUGGGCGGGGGGGGGGCGGGAACGCCCCUUCUAGACGCUGCGGGGUUUGUUCUAGACCUUGGACGCCAUGGAGAGCACGCCCGAGCAGGUGUCGGAGGGGAGGGCGCUUGUUACGGUCCUCGCCUGCGUCCUCGAGAAGCUCAUACAAGCCAACGCAAAUAGCGGGCAUGACCACUUGGAGGCGGGUGCGGUCACCAAGUUUCACGCCCUGAGGCCUCCUGGUAUUGGCGUCGCAGAAUAUCUUGACCGCAUCCUCAAGUACUCGAGCUGCAGCAACGAGUGCUUCGUGCUGGGGCUAAUCUACAUGGACCGCUUCAUCCAGCGAAACGACUUCGCGCUCACCGCGCUCAAUGUCCACCGUGUGGCCAUCACGAGUGUGAUGGUCGCCGCCAAGUUUUUCGACGACCAGUACUAUAACAACGCCUACUACGCCAAGGUGGGAGGUGUCCCGUGCGCGGAGAUGAACUCGCUAGAGAUCGUGUUCCUGUUCGGCUUGGACUUCAACCUGGCCGUCACGUCGGAGGAGUACCGCAACUACCGGGAGAGGCUCGGGGAGCACUCCAACUGCCCCGCGUGCGGCUGCUCUGGGGCCGUGGUGAAGAGCCAGCAGCCCCCGUCGGCGCUGUUGCAGGACGGCGCGCGUGACGGUCGGGUUAUGUCAUCACCAGGCCUCGUACCCGCCGGAUACGCUUCCGGAUGGCAAACGUCUCGCGGCAGCUUCGAAGACCCCGCGGCAAUGUCGAACAAGUCCACGCCAGCGGCGGCGGCGGCGGCGGCGGCAGCGGCGGCGGCUAGCAGCCACACCCACACGAACAGUCCGGAGUUGGUGACCCCCGGGGCCAUGCGGGGAAACCUCUUGCACCCAGCGGCGGCGGGGGGAGUGGCCCCCCAGCAGCAGCAAGGGGUUCCAGGGGCUGGAGGUCUUGGGAUGCGGGGGGGGGGCGGGGGUCUGUUGUCGGCGGGGCUCGAAGGUCAUCACAAUCACCGCCUAGGGAUGGGGGUUGUGACCGGAGGAGGGUUCCAAGGCCUCCACCAUCACCAGCACCAGCAGCAACCGCUUUUUGACGGGGAAGGGGCGGGCUUGGAACGACAACUGCAACUCCAACAGCAGCAGCAGCAGCAACAGCAACAGCAUUUGCUGUAUCAGCAGCAGCAGCGGCAACAGCAACGGCAGCAGAUGAUGAUGGUCGAAUCUGUGUCCGGAGGCGGGGGGGCGGAAGGGCCGUUUUAUGGUAGUAAGAGGGCCCACCAACAACAGCAGAAGCAGCAACAGCAGUACUAUUUUCCGCUUCAGCAACAGCAGCAGCAGCAGCAGCAGGCGGGGGUUGCUGACGGCGGGUCGGUAGGGGCCAUGGUAAUGUCUGUUGUUCCAGUCGCAGGGGCGGCAUCAGGCAAAGGUGGAGGGGGGGCAGGGUUUGGGUCCAUGGGGGAGGGGGUCGCCGGAGUAAGCGGACAGCUGUUUCGAAUAAGCCCUUCCCCGGAGAGAUCCUCCGUAAUCACUUGUUCUUCCGCGGCCGGCGGCGGUGGUGGUGGUUUCGUGGAAUCACUCUCGUCAUCCGCAGCGGCAGCAAUAGUAGCGUAUCCUGGCACGGGUAAUGCCUUCCAGUACCAGCAGCCGCGUCGUGGAGUGUCGCUCGCUGAUACGUCGUGCUCGUCGACGGCGUCACUGAGCAGCGGCGGAGGCAGCGGCCUGACGUCUGGAGAUCCAAGCGGCAGCGGCGGCUCCGCUGAUGCCGCGGCCACUAGACGCCACGCCCACCCGCUCGUGGAAGCGGCGGCCGCGGCGGCGGCGGCACACAUGAGGCGGAGCAGCACGGGGGGCGUGAUGCUCGGAGGGGUAGCGGCUGCUGCGGCCACAGCAGCCAUCGGGGGAGAUCUCAGGGGGGUCUCCGGUGCAGGGUUGAACGGAAUCGGCAACGGUUUGGAGGGCGUCGGUGACAACGGGGGGAGCGUGGAUGCGCGAGGCUCCAGGAUGGGGAUGGGUUCUGGGGCCAUUAUUCCGGCGUAUCGCGGCAUGCGCGGAGAAGGCGCGGGGUACGAUGAUGAAGCGACGGCGGGCGGCGACGGGAGUGCGUUGUCGCGUGCUGCUGACGGCUUGGAGCUGCAGCGACAUCAGCAGCUGCAGAGACAUCGUCAACGGCAGCAGCAGCAGGACCGUCAGCAGCAGCAACAACAGCAGCAAAGCUUCCACCAGCACCAGCAGCACCAGCACCAGCAGCACCAGCACCAGCAGCACCAGCACCACCGUCACCACCACCGCUUUCCCGGCACCAGCUUCCCCGGCGGGGCGGCGGCGGCGGCUACGGCGGCUACGGCUACCCCUCUUUCACAAGCAGCAGGAGGUUUGAGAGGUAGUUUUUCGUCACUGGGGCGGUCAUCUUCCUCUUCGCCACGGAACGAGGGCGGGCCGUAUUCUGGGAGCGGUCUCGGCGUAGGCGGCGGCGGCGGCGGCGGCGGCGGCCGUCAUGCCACCGGAGCCAGCACCGCCGCCUCCCCGUUGGCCUAUCGAGGAGACCCGGCGUCUUGUAGCGGCGGUGGGAACGAUGGCGACAUGGUGAUGGGCGAGGCGGGCAUCAACAGCACCUACUUCGACGGCGGCGGCGGCGUCGCCGCCGCGUCCGUAAACGGCGGCGGCAGCAGCAGCAGCGGUAGCAGCGGUGGCCGCGCUCCCCACGCGGGCCCGCAGCAGCAGCAGCAAACACACCACGAUGUCCUUGGCCACGGCGGAGGGGCCGGGGGUAACUACCUCGUCACUCCCGCGCACCUUACCGAGGUACCGGCGGUUCGGGGUCACCGUCCCCGAAACUCGUCGGCGAGCUGCGACAGCUACAGCGCGAUCGCCAAUGAUGGCAGCCUGGUCGUGAUCGGCGGGAUGGGGGCGGCGUCGGCAGCGGCGGCGUCGGCGGCGGCGGCUGGGGGGGGGUUCCUGGAUCAGCCCCACCUGUCGGCAGCAGCCUUGACGGCGGACUUCGACCCACCCUCCGCGCGAUUGCAUCGAAACGUUUCGCUGCCCGGCGCGCUGCGGGAGGGCGGGAGGCACGGUCAAGGGCAAGAGUUCGUGUCGACCCCGCCGCCCAGCUCCGGUGCGGAAGGGGGUGGGGGAUACUUUACCACUGUUCCGACCCCUCCGGGGGGGGGGGGGGGGGGCGGGGGGGGGGGGGGCUUGGGGGAAGAGACUUACAACGCGGAAGGGGACGAAAUGUAUUUCACUCCGCGCCAUGGGACCGGGGGCACCCCACAGCACGGCAAACGAGGGACGGGCUUCAGUUUCCCCGCGGGCGGGGGGGGCGCGGGUGGCGGCGGUAUUUAUGUAACCCCCCGAUCAACGCCGAGGCACAAUGAGGGAGGCGUGUCUGCGGACAGAGGGGAGAGCAGGAGAGAGGCUUACGCGCACCUGGAGUCGUCGCGAGAACGAGACGGUUUCGAGGUCGGUAUCGACCGAAGACAGAGCGGCUUGACGUCGCUGGGCGGAAGCUUCCGAGGGGGAGGAGGAGGAGGAGGAGGAGCCCCACCGGCGGCUACACCUGCUGCCGCUGCCGCCGCUGCUACCGCUGCGGGUCCCAACCACGGGGCAGCGGGGGCGGCCUGGCCUCUCGAUACCGGACGGGAAACUUGGUCGUACUGAAGGGGACUGCCAUGAUGAGUACAUUGCGCGAUAAGGGGGGAGGGCUGGCGAGGGCCGCACCUAGAGAGAGGAGUUACGUUACGUUGACUCUUCGCUGCUUCCCCGGCCGGCGAGGCACCUGCUGUUGCUUGAGCUGUCGAGGUUGUAGUUUUUUUGGGGGGGGGGCUCCGCGUGGUAUACGCUCCUACGCAUUGCGUCGGCGGCGUGGAGCGGGCGGGGUAGAGGACGACAAAGGCCUGCUGUCACGAUCACGAGAGGGGAGCGAAGGAGGAGUACAACGCCCCCGUGCCGUGAAUCGGGCGUGUGCUGUGUGUUGAGGGCUAUUCAGGGAGCGUGGAAGAUGGUGCAGGUAUAUCGUGUGCGGAAGCUUGUGCAGAGGAGACGCGUGCGUGCGUGUUUUCGCUGGUGCCAACAGCUGCUGCAGCUAGCUCAAUUACCCCCAGGGCGGACGGCGACAAGACAAUGCAACCAGCCCUCAAGGUGUGCCGCGGUUGUGCUGUCACCAACUUCGCCGGUCGUUUGGCGCCGUGUAAGGUAAGGUUUUCAGCCAGAAGAGUAUAUCCGCCCGCUUGUUGUGGCUGGUGAGGAGAGAGAAGAGGAGGGUGGGCGAGAUCAACGCCGCCCUCCACCCCCCGGGUGUACAGUGGUCGAUGGAUGUAUUUGUCCACGAGGGUGGAGACGAUUUUGGGUAGGGAAAGUGCAGUGAUGUUUUCGGCGGGGAGGGGAGGUGCUAGACGCUGGCGUUUGGUUGCCUGGUAGUGGACAUGACGCAUAGGAAAAAACGAGUAUUUGAGGAAGGGGCUGAUUGCGCUUGUUUUGCAUGACGGCGCACACACACAGAGGAGAGAUGGCGGAUGGAUUAGUGGGGGUCCAGGUCUGUGGGUAGAGUUGAGCAUUUACACGUUUUGUUUUUGCUUCUCUUGUCAGAAUCUUUUUAAGAGCAGUCAGUAUACAUGUAAACCUGGUGCUGUUCAGGCAUCCCUGCUUGCAGAGGCACGGGUACUGUGAAUUGGCGACACCAUAGCUACGGCCGAUUCGCUCUGCCCUCGCCGGUGGAUCGCAAGUAGUAGUGGGAUUAGGGCCUCGUUGAUUUCGUACAGCGGCGGCUUUUCAACUCAACUUGCUCCCCGCCAUCGAAAACAGAUACGACAUCCACGCGGUCGCGCAUCACGUGGGCUCCUUUAUUUUUGUUUUUGUUUUUCUGAUCUCAUGUUGACAGCUCGAUUCGUGGAUAUUGUUCGUGCUGCUUGUUUAUGUUUGGGCAUGAAUGCCCGCUCUUGUGUAUUUUCCACAUGGCCGUCGCNGGGGGGGGGGGGGGGGGGGGGGGGGGGGGGGGGGGGGGGGGGGGGGAGAUUGUUUUUCCUAGAUACGGGGCACGGGAGAGGGGGCGUGUAGUUUAUUGUGGUACAUGAAUGGUGGGCACUAGCUGGCAUACAAAAGAGUUCGGUAGCUGCUAACCAGAUAAUUUGAACAUCUAAGUAAAUCUGUAUUUUAUUCCUAAACGACGGAGCUGCUGUGAUGUGGUUUUGGGAGGAUGGCAAUUGCACAUCAUGUUGCCCCGUUGUCUCUGUGUUAGAACGCCACGGUUUUUGCGUUUGUUUACGGCGUGAGGGUAUGGACCAGCCGUGGGAAACAUUUCUCAAACC